Suillus discolor is the source of this 171-nucleotide messenger RNA. RefSeq lists its product as uncharacterized. The record is from RefSeq and is a predicted model, not a curated record. The annotation marks the transcript as partial. The transcript has a single exon. NCBI's taxonomy places the organism in Eukaryota, Fungi, Basidiomycota, Agaricomycetes, Boletales, Suillaceae.
UUCCUAUGGCUCAAACAGAUAUUAGUAUCAGAGCCCAUCCUCAAGGCACCGAAAUUUGAUGGCACCCCAUUCAUAGUUACAAGCGAUGGGUGUAAAGACAGAUUCGGUGCUGUCUUGUCGCAAUGUUUCACAACUCAACUUCCCUCAGGUGACAUGAUAGCCAGAACCCAC